AUGCCUGCGCAUCGGCGCCCCGCCAUGAUUCUUCGGGCUAUGCCCGGCCUCUCCACUCGCGUCUCCUCGCGUCUUCUCUUCCUCUUCUCUCUCUCCGCAUUCGCUUCUCUUCGCUGUCUCCACGCUCCCCCCGCUUCUCUCUGCUUGCCUUCUUCUCUCCUCUCUCCUCUCGCUGCGACACCGUCACCUGCUUCCUGCGCGGCCGCAGACUCCCGGCCUGGCGCGUUUGUACCCUCCGCGUCCGCUCCGCAGUUCUUCGCUCUCGCGCUUCCGGUGUCCAGCGAGGAGACGGACGUUUCCGAGGACCGCGACGACGACGACUUCCGCGACGAGGACGGCGUCGGCGAUGACGACGCCAUCCGCGACGACGAGAUCGAGGAGCGCGAAGAAGAUCUCCUCCUGAUGCAGAAGGCGGCGACUGCGGCGGGGCAGUCGGCGCAAGCGAAGCUCGCUGGGGGCUCUGAGGCGCGGAAUCAGUCCCCCGGCGAGGUCCGCGGCCCCGGAGACAGUGCCGACCCGCGGCUGGACCGACUUCUCCAACUCCGCCGUGAGGCGACGGACGCGCUGCAGACGCGCAUUGGAAAAGUCCUUGAAAACUUCGAAAAGGUUUCCUUCACAGACCCCGGCCAGAUCGACGGCAUCCUGUUCCGCGAGACUUUCCAGGACGAUCCCCUCGCGCGUGGCAGAUGGGUGCCGAGCGCCGAUCCGAAAUUUCAAGGCCGCUGGGCCGUCGAGACCCGCAGCGAGGCUGUGAUCGCUGGCGAGAAGAACCUCGGGAUGCAAGACAUGAAUAAAUUUCACGGGGUCGCGACGCGCCUCAGCUCUCCGGUGACAGACACCCUGAACUCACACUUUGUGUUUCAGUACGAAAUUCUUCAAACCCGGCCGCUGACGUGUGGAGGCGGCUACGUGAAACUCCUGGACUUCCCCAAGGAUAAGGCCCUCAAGGACUUCAAUCACUUGACUGACUACGUGAUCAUGUUCGGCCCCGACAUGUGCGGAUCCUCGAACGUCGUCAACUUCAUCUUGAAAAUUCUAAAUCCAGCGACUGGCGGAUGGACCGAGCAUCGCCUCGACGCACCACCGCGCCUGACGCCGUCUCCACUGUCGAAUCUCCUCACGCUGUGGAUAAAGCCAGACGACACUUUCGAGAUUCACGUCGAUGGCAGUGUCGUUCGCCAAGGAUCUUUGUGGAAGGACAUGCUGCCGCCUCUUCAGCCCCCGAAGACACUCGUUGUUGGACUUCGCGCGUCCGCAGCGGAGGACGAAGAUGCACAUGCAGGCGACGAGGCGAAGAAGAACUCAACAUCAGGCAUCAGGAAUCCUGCCUACUUCAAGCUCGAGCACGCCCAUCGGCUGCGGAACAUCAACGCGAUCGGCUUGGAGUUGUGGACUGUCGAAGGCGGCACGGCGUUCGACAACGUGAUUCUCGCAAACUCCAUCGAGGCAGCGCGGACCUUUGCCAAGACGACAUUCGACGUGCGUCGCCGGAAAGAGCAGGAGCUUCGUCUCCAGAUGGACACGGUGCAUCGCGCGUGGCGGCUCGAGUUCGCCGAAAAGCAACGCGCACUGGAGGCCGAACUCGAAAGCGAAAAGGCGAGCAGUCUGCCUUCCUCGUUCCUCGACGGCUUGCUGGUCACGCUUCAGCAAUUCGCAGAUGCAACCGGGCUCUUCUCCCCCUUCGUCCUCGCUGCCCUAGCAGCUUGUACCUUAUGCCUCCUCUUGGUCAUCGGACGCCAGCGCCCUCGGCCGAGCUCGCCGCGAGAACCGACCGAGAAGGAAGGGAAGAAGAAGAAAUGA
Messenger RNA from Neospora caninum, 1800 nucleotides. RefSeq names its product Calr protein, related. Gene Ontology annotation, cellular component: endoplasmic reticulum; endoplasmic reticulum membrane. The transcript is spliced from 9 exons. The record is from RefSeq and is a predicted model, not a curated record. Gene Ontology annotation, molecular function: calcium ion binding. Gene Ontology annotation, biological process: protein folding. The coding region runs from base 1 to 1800 and encodes 599 amino acids. NCBI's taxonomy places the organism in Eukaryota, Apicomplexa, Conoidasida, Eucoccidiorida, Sarcocystidae.